AUGAAUAAAUUAAACAUUAAAUUGAUAAGAAAAUUUUCUGAUUCAUGUCAAGAAGCAAGUGGUGAAAUAAAUCAGAAAUUAGACAGCAGCAAGAAAGGUCUAGUUCUUGGUGUUUAUCAAUGCGGCAAGAAACUAGAGUUGACUUCAGCCGGUCAGGAGCUUGAUCAGAAAUCUGGGGGAAAGAUACUUCAACAUUUGAAUGAAUUGUCAGAGCGAAUGAAGCUAGGCCAGGCGUUUGUACUGACCGACGUGGUCCCGGAGUACUCUGCUGUAGCGCUCGCUUCGCUAGGGCCAAAGGACCCUGGCUACAAUCAGCUCGAAGCUUUGGAUGAGACUAGGGAAAACCUUCGUUGGGCUGUUGGAGCUGGUGUGAGGGUCCUACAAAAUCGAGGGUGUGGAGAUAUCUCCGUGCAGGCUGACGCGGAACACGACGCUGCAGCCGAGGCUGCCGAACUAGCCGCCUGGAGAUUUGAAGAGUUCAGAUCGGUAGAGGAGCGUCAGCCCGCGUGCAGGUUGUCGCUGCACGGGCAGGCGGGGGGCGAGGGCCCCGGGGGCGCGUGGCACGCCGGCUCGGUGCUCGGUCGAGCGCAGAACUGGGCGAGGUUCUUGUCCGACAUGCCCGCUAAUAAAAUGACUCCUAUAGAUCUUGGACAGGCAGCAUUAGACACGCUGUGUCCUCUGGGGGUUACCGUGGAAGCCAGAGAGCGCGAGUGGAUAGAGGCACAGAACAUGCAGGCGUUCCUCACCGUAGCCCGAGGGUCAUGUGAGGAACCCAUCUUCUUGGAAUGUAAUUACCGAGGAGACAAGGAAUCUCGGCCUCCAGUGGUUAUAGCCGCUAAAGGAGUCACUUUUGACAGCGGUGGCUUGUGUCUGAAGAAGCGGGAGAGCAUGGUGGAGAACCGCGGUAGCAUGGCCGGCGCCGCCGCCGUGCUGGGCGCGCUGCGGGCCCUCGCCGAGCUGCAGGUGCCUAUCAAUGUUUGCGCAGUCAUACCGAUAUGCGAGAACAUGGUGAGCGGACAGUGCAUGAAGGUCGGAGACGUCGUCAGAGCUCUCAACGGACUCUCCAUCCAGAUCGAAGACACGGACAUGGAGGGCCGGCUGAUGCUGGCCGACGCUCUGGUGUACGGGCAGGCCGUCCACAAGCCGGAGCUCGUCAUAGACGUCGCCACUUUCACCAAGGGCGUGCUGCAGGCGCUGGGCGGCGCGGCGUGCGGCUGCUACACGGAGAGCGAGGCGCUGUGGCGUGACGUCACGGCGGCGGGCGCGCGCUCCGGCGACCGCGCCUGGCGCCUGCCGCUCUGGGACUACUACCGCCGCCAGAUCACCGAUGACCCUUCAGUGGACUUGAGGAAUAAAGGUUCCGGCAAAGCUACCUCUUGUCUCGGGGCUGCGUUCUUAAAGAGCUUCGUGUGCUGCUCGUGGCUGCACGUGGACACGACGGGCGUGGGCAAGCUGGCGCACGGCUCGGCGCCGCCCUACCUGUCCGCGCGCCGCAUGACGGGCCGCCCGGCGCGCACGCUCGUGGCGCUGCUGCAGCGCCUGGCCGCCGCGCCCUAGAGCUACCGACUACAUCUACUUGUUGCGAGUUUUAAUUCAAACACCUAAUAUAUUAUUUGAACGUCUAUAAAUCA
Molecule: messenger RNA, 1631 nt
Organism: Bombyx mandarina (wild silkworm)
Lineage: Eukaryota; Metazoa; Arthropoda; Insecta; Lepidoptera; Bombycidae
Product: crystallomitin S-Lap7
Biological process (GO): proteolysis
Cellular component (GO): cytoplasm
Molecular function (GO): metalloaminopeptidase activity; manganese ion binding
Source: RefSeq, a predicted model, not a curated record